GCUAAAAUUCUGUGAACUGUUUGCUUUUUUUUUUUUAUUUUUUUUUUAACAGGUGACUGUCCGUGAUGCUUUAAACCAGGCUCUGGAUGAAGAACUGGAAAGAGAUGAAAAAGUUUUCAUCUUGGGAGAAGAGGUGGCUCAGUAUGAUGGUGCAUACAAGGUGGGUAUAGCUGUAUUUCUAUAAAAAAAAAAAAAAUCCUACUAAAACUACUGUUUGAAAGGUCAAGUGUGCGCAAAUAAAUCUGUAGAAAACCCAAUACUCCGUUAUGUUCCCUAUAAAUGAGUAAAGCAUUAUGCUGUGUUUAUGCAGCCUUAUGAAUUGUUAUGACAGUAUGUGAUAUUAAAUAUCCGUAUCUGUGGUACUGUCAAUAUAUGCAAACCCCUGUUUACAGCAUUACCAACAAGUAUAUUGAUCUGCAGAGCUGCAUACUAUGCAUGGCUGCUGCACAUCUUAUUCUAUGGGGGGUGGGGGGGAGAUGGCCCGAAGCAGAGCUUGGUGGUUGUGUUUACACCACAUGUACAGCUUGGACAAAGUGGAAGAUGAUGAUUUUCUGAAUGUCCGAGGCAGUCUCAGUAGCCGCAGCAAAUUUGAAAAAUUGCCACUAUAUUCCCAUUUGAAGUUUGUGCAUUUAUUUUAUAUACACUUGCCAUGCACCUUGUGCAGUGAGCUCUCUUGCGAAACCAAUACUCAACUUAGCUUUGUAUUGCAAUUUCAAAAGCCCAGUCAUUAGCUGCUGUAUUAUUUGUACUUUUAUAGCGCCAGCAUAUUCCGUAGCGCUUUACAAUAUUAUCAAGGGGGGACUCUUUAACAAUAGGUUAAAGAGUGCCCUGCUCAAAUCACCUUACAGUCUAAAAAGAGCAGCCUGCUUAACUACAUCUCCCAGAAGCCUUAUUCCCUGAAAGGGGUUAUAUUACAAAUUCUAAAAUAAUACAUAUUGCACCUUGCAUGAGUGCCUGGAGUACUACUCAUAAACUUUUCCCUUCUGUAACAUGGAUUUUAGGUCAGUAGAGGUCUUUGGAAAAAGUAUGGCGACAAAAGAGUUAUGGACACUCCUAUAUCAGAGGUAAGAAGCAGAUGGUGACUGCAACAGUUUUAGUGACUUCUGUAAUUAACUAUCAGACUCCAACAAUUAAAGCAUAGAGUUAUAAUCAGAUCAGGAUUUAGAACAUAAUGUUAAUUGAUUUUGUUACAUAGUAUAUCCUUGUAUGAUUAUAUCAAUCUUGCUGACUAUGUGGGCAUCAGCUGGAAUAAAUUUACAUGAUUAAAUUUGUAUGAAAGUGUCACAAGUUAUAAUGAACAUGUUGUUCUCUAGCUGUUUUGGAAGCUCAGCUUCAGAGACCAUUUUCCAAACGUUGGAUGAUUACUGGGAUUUGUAGGUUCUCCACAGUUGCUUUCUGGUUACCAUAGCAAUACAUCAGAACAAUCUAACCUUCCAAAUACAAUUCUGGCUAUUGUUUGAAUGGAUUUGCUUUGCUUAAAGGAAGAUUUUUGAUCCAUACCCUAUACAUCAGACAUGUUAUCAAAUGUGAUCAUCAACUGACAUUUGAAGGAUUGGUUUUCCUGUUUUGUAACCGUUUAUUUUUUAUUUUUUAACAGAUGGGCUUUACUGGCAUUGCUGUUGGUGCUGCUAUGGUAUGUAUUUAAUGUACUGUACCAGGACUUGACAAAAUUUCCUAGAACCUAGCAUUGUUUGCUUGGCACACAUCAUGAGUCACACAUAGAUGUUUUACUGAUCACGACACUCCGUGAUGACACUCCGUCAUCUGCGUCAUUCUUCUGUGAUCAUUCGGUUGUACAUGCAUAAAGGCCAUUCAAGCGCAUGCUCGCUUGUACAUUCCUUUAAUAGUGACAUGAGUGCAUGCACUUCCAUUAUCUUUGGGGGUUAAAUUAAAUAAUGCCUUGCCUGGCUAGUCUUAGACUUCCCUAUGUGCCAUGUAAAUUAAGAAAUAAAACUACUGAAAAGUCUAUAGAAAAAUAAAGCAUAACCCAUUGCUAUCUUUUUUUUCACCUUUAAAGUUGUCUUUGUUAUGCAAGCACGUAGAGACAACCUUCAUGCAAUGUAGCUGUUAGGGGGACUCUAUAGGCAUUUCGCCUUGUUUCUGAGUUACCGUGGUGAUCUGGUACUGUGAAUUUAAGCCCUAUAUCACAUUUUGUACUGACUUGUUGCAAGCUUCAUUGUUUAGACACUGACAAUCUUUGUUUUUAACAGGCUGGAUUGCGGCCAAUCUGCGAGUUUAUGACUUUUAACUUCUCCAUGCAAGCAAUUGAUCAAGUGAUCAACUCUGCAGCCAAGACACACUAUAUGUCUGCCGGACUUGUACCAGUCCCCAUUGUCUUCCGGGGGCCAAAUGGAGCCUCAGCAGGUGUGGCAGCUCAGCACUCUCAGUGCUUUGCAGCCUGGUAUGGACACUGUCCUGGCCUCAAGGUCCUCAGUCCUUGGAAUGCAGAAGAUGCAAGAGGUCUCCUGAAAGCAGCAAUUCGGGAUGAUAACCCAGGUAAACAAACUAGUGGUACCUAAUCUAAUACACAAGCUCAGUAUAAACUAGAGGGUUCCAAAAAGAAGAUCCUCAACAGUUGCACAGAUGUAAACCUGGCAAAGUAUCAUGAAUGUUGUUCUAUAAUAGCUGUAGAAAUACUUUCUGGCCACUCCUGGGGUGAACAGUAAAUAUUUUUGAUGUAAUCACUUUUGCAGCCAAGUGUGUAUAUUUUAUUCAUGUUUGAUAAUAUUUAUUUUCAUUCUAGUGGUAUUUCUAGAGAAUGAAUUGAUGUACGGUGUUCCAUUUGAAUUAUCUGAAGAAGUCCAGUCAAAAGACUUUGUUAUUCCAUUAGGAAAAGCAAAGGUAGAAAGGCAAGGUAUGUAAAAGUGUCAUGCAUGUACUUUUAAUAUGUGAAUGCAAAACAUGAAGAAAAAACAUGAAUCAGCUACUCUAAAUUGCAUUUAAAGCUAGUGGAAUUUAUUGGUUUAAAGAGCAACUCCUAGAUUUAUUUAAAUGAAACACAUACAGAAUUAUAGCUCUACCAAGAUAAAUAAUAUAAACAAACAUUUCAAUAACAUACAUUGAAAAUGAUGCUGUGGAAAAGUAAGUAUAAUCUUGUAGAAGCAGGCGCAUGCUAUUGUAAUUUCAGUGCCGUAAAAAGGAAAAAUACUUGCAUGCCCUAGCACUGUCUCACAAUCUCAAAGAAUGACCGUAUAUGCGGUAACUUAGGUUAUUUAACGAUUUGUUACUGGCUCAAGUUUUGAGGGCAGCAAAUACCAUUCACAGGGGAAGCACUUAGAAAUCCAUUAAAAAUAAAUUCAAAACUAUUUAAAACGCAUGCAUAAACUGUAAUGUUUUUAACAUAUGUACAGUAUAUAUAUAUACUAUAUAUACUUGUGUAUGUCACUCAAACCACAAAGUGCAACAUAUAAAGUUAGGUGAGAGCAUACAAAAGAGUGUAUAAUAACACACACAUGCAAGUUACCGUAUAACAGGGUACAACCUAAAAACACAAAGCAUAACAGAUCAUAGUAUAACCUGUACAAGUUACUGAAAAGAAUAAAAGGAAGAUUAUCCCACUCAGGUGGUGCUGAGCCGUUUAAAGCAGGCUCGGACUAUAAGCUCCUUUUGGGUAUAUAAAGAUGGUUGCUGAGAUCAGAUGCUGGAAAUUGAUGGUUAGACGUUCCACUGAAUGUUGCCACUUUCCCUUAGGUUACCAAACAGACACCACAUAUAGGGGUGGUUGCAGGAACUUUAAUUAAAUUCGAUUUAAAAUAUAUAUAAAACAGCAAACGUAAAAGAUCUCUUGUAAACAACCCAAGUGGCAACAUUCAGUGUGUUAUUAUACACUCUUUUGUAUGCUCUCAUUUAACUCUUUAUUCACUUUAUAUGUUUAACGUAUUAGCAAAUUCAAAAUGCUAUCUGCAACUCCCGCUUUAACCAGUGUCCCCAAUUUUUUUUCUCUUUAACAUAUUGCAAGAUUUUAGCUGUACUUCUCAUUUAAUAUUUAGUCUGUUCACCAUUCCAUCUGCUGUUUUACAAGAGAUGCAUCAUCAUUGAGAAGUAUUGUUUAGAUUCCUAAUGUAGAGCUGGUGUUAGAGAGAGUUUUCUGUAAUGUUGCUGUAAAAAUAAAUACUCCUGCGUAUAUGGACACUUUCACUGUUUUGAUGUAUGUAUAAUUGUGCAUGUUUUUUGUUUGUUUUUCUGGCACGGUUUAUUUAAAAAUCGUUACUUUGUCUAGUAUUUUUUUUACAAGGAAUUGGGAAUCAUUGUAUGAUUAACUUCAACCCUUCUCUCUUAUUAUGAGCGCGUAAACGUGUUUUUUUUAUUUUUUUUUUUUACUAUUUAUCCUGGGAGGGUGUAAGCACACUCCUGUCACCAAAAUCACUACAGCGUGCUUAUAGUGGUUAUGGUGCUUGGAUAGUUCCUUUAAGGUAUGUGUUCUAUUGAACUGGAAAUUCAGACGUUUAGUAAAAGCUCUUUCAGCAGGCAUGUGUGGAUUUUGCAGUUAAGGAGACCAAAUGAUACAUUUAAACCAACAAACCAUGUUCCAUUCUACAUUGUUAUAAAUUUAUGUAUGUAACCCCCUUAUUUUAUUACAGGAAGUCAGUUAACCCUGGUUUCACACUCAAGACCUGUUGGCCAUUGUUUGGAGGCUGCCAAUGUUUUGGCAAAAGAAGGAAUUGAUUGUGAGGUAAGAAUUGAAUGUUAUAUACUGACCUUACAUCUCAUUCAUCUAAAACGAAGCACAAAUGUAGCAAACACUUUACACACAGACUCUGGAGUAACAAACAAAACAUACAGUGUGGGGGGAAGCAGGACCAAAAAGCCAUCAUGCCUGGCCACAUAUAAGCUCGGCUCAUGAGGUUUUUGGGCCUUUUUUUUUUUUUUUUUUAAAUUUUAAGCGACUAUUAUUCCCGCCACAGGGAGAGUAUCUGGGGUUGCUUGAGCAAGCGUGUACCAGGGCUGUUGGUGUGCCUGUGAUGAAGAGUAGUAUCCCAACAGCGGGAGUGGGAUAACUCUUGGUGCCAGGGAACCUGUGUGGACUUCUAUUUGGCAUUGAUUGUUUUUUUUUUUUUGCUUUUUUUUGCUUUUUAUUGUUAAGCGCUAUUGUAUCAGGGAGUAUUUAAUCUGUGGAGGGUUAGAUCUUAACAUGUUUUACAACAGCUAUAUUGUGUCUUAGAACUAGAGGUCAUUGUACAAAUAGAGAAAUAAAAGGGCACGUACUUGGCAGUUCAUUUUGCUCACUUGUUAAAGGGACACUCCAGGCACCCAGACCACUUCUGCCCAUUGGAGUGGUGGGGGUGCUAACUCCCAUCACCCUUAACCCUGCAAGUGUAAUUAUUGCAGUUUUUAUAAACUGCAAUAAUUACCUUGCAGGGUUAAGUCCUCCUCUAGUGGCUGUCUAUCAGACAGCCACUAGAGGGACUUCCAUUUUUGUAAAACAUGAAGUAUUUGAAAUGACGCUGUAUGUCCUAACGCUACGCAUGAAGACCUCCAGCGUUGCCGGAAUCCCCAUAGGAAAGCAUUGAAGAGUGCUUUCCUCUGGGUAGGUCUAAUGCGCGUGUGCGGCCAUUGCCGCGCAUGUAUAUUAUGUCUGUGGGUGGGGGAGGAGCGUGGACUGAGCUUGAUUCAGGUAAGUCACUGAAGGAGUUUUAACCCCUUCAGCAAAAUGGGGUGGGAGGGAGAGGGGCACUGCAGGAACCUUCAGUGCCAGGAGAACUGAUGUUUUAAUUGUCCCUUUAAUUGUGAGGCAUCUUAUUUGCAUACAUAUGAUUUAUUAUGAGCAUUAUUCCUCAAGUUUCUUAAGAUUAGAUAUACUAGCUUGAUAUUGUUAAACCUUGACACUCAGGAUCUUAAGUAAUGUUUUCCUGCCCUGUACUCUAUAAAUUGUGAAAAUAUUCCAAUGUGCUUAUCAGUGCAGCUUUGAAACAUCUUACAUGCUCAUGCUUCUUUGAGUUAUACUACUUUAUUUUAAUUUUAUUGUUGUCAGUUGUACAUUCAUAUUGUACCAACCUAUAUACAAAUGUAUGCUGGUCACUUAAGCGAGUGUAUUAUCUCAUCUCCAUAAAAAAAAAAAAAUCUAGUGUGCCAAGUAUUAUUAGACUUGUAUGACACAUAAUUCGUGUGGGGUAAAUAGGACAGCUAUUUAACUCCUUCAGGUUGAGCAAAUCACAGUCCUGACAUGUCAUAUUUCAUAAAGGGGUUAAAUAGACAUGUACAUGUUUACAACAACAUUUCUGAUUUUAUUUGGUUUGCCAACAUCUCUCUUUUAACCUACAUGAAGCUACCUUUUAGAAGCUCUUAAUUUUAUUUUUCUUCCCCACUUUUAUUCAAGGUAAUAAACUUACGAACCAUUCGACCAAUGGACAUUGAAACUAUUGAGGCUAGUGUUAUGAAAACCAACCAUUUGGUCACUGUUGAAGGAGGAUGGCCACAGUUUGGAGUUGGAGCUGAAAUAUGUGCCAAAAUAAUGGAAGGUAUGUACCAAGCUUGGGUGUGUCGAGGUCUCAUUUCUCCACAGAAUUUGAGGGUCACAUGAUUAAUUCUAAAUUAUUUUGGGGUGAGGGAAGUAAGGUACCAUUCAUGAGUGUGUGAGCUGCUAUCAGUUUUUGUUUAACACACUAGUAUUUAUAUUUGCAUUGUUUAAAACUGAAUUAUUUGCCGCCCAAAUCUGUUUAGAAAUUUCAUAACAAGUGUGAACUAUGCUAGUCACAAAAACAGCGCACAUACCGUGGAUAUAAAAAACAAAGGAACACUAAGCACCAAAACAACUUUAGUUUAAUGAAUCGUGUCCCUGCAUUCACACUGCUCAUUUCUGUUUAUGCAGUCAUGGUUAUUUUAUUUCUUCAUAAGCCUAUUUUAUUUUUAUGAGGAAAUGCAGAUCUGUAUAUAUUUCUUAACUCCACCAAGAUUUUUAGAAACUUGUAGGGUCAAAUAAUACAAUAUCCCAAAUUUUGACAUGACUCUUUGUUUACUUCCUACACUGAAGUCACACUUUCUCUAUACCAAACGGACGCUAUUUCUAAACCUUACUCUUAAUGUAAAGGGAUUUCCUCAACUGAUAUUGACAGACUGAUUCCCUUUGCUUACUGUCUCUAAUCUAUGAUUGCAGCAUGAGUGCGGAAAUCUCCCUCUGAUGCUGCCCAUCACUGUUGAAACAGAUCUCUAAACCCAUCUGUAAUCCCAGAGAAUCUCUGUGGCUGAAUGUAGUUGUUCAGUCAUUGUCAUUUAAAAGGCUCUGUAUUCUGCACCCAGCUUAACGGUUAGUGUGGGACUACUAACCGUGCUGGUGCGUUAUAGGAACACUACUGGUACAGUACCACUACAGCUUAAGUUAGUGGAUCUAGUGGCUAUAGCCUGUUCCUACAGACUUUUUAAUGUAAACACUGCCUUUUCAGGAGGGGAAAAAGGCAGUGUUUACUUUGGUGCCUGGUAAUACCUCUAGUGUCAGUCAUUCAGACUGCCACUAGCGGUGCUUCUUAGUCUAAUGCUGUACAGUGUGUAUCACUGGCGUUCAACGUCUCCACCCUCUGCAAGUAGAUGCUGACCGUUCCCUGUAGAGAUAUUUAUUUAAUACAUCUCUAUGAGAAGAUGCUGAUUGGCGCAGCGUUUGGCCACGCAUGCUCAAUGCUUUCCUAUUGGAUUGCCUGAGAUAUCAAUCAUGAUGACAAGACCAGCGUGGAACAAAAAUCACACUUACGGUUAACGGAGAGGGGCCAUUAAUCUAAACAGCCAAUUCAGGACUUAGGAAUACCUGUUUGAAGUCUUGAAUUGAAUGAGGCAUGGAACAUCCCCCAGUUUUUAAACCAUUUUCUAGGCACUUAUAAUCAUUUUAACUCUUGCUGUUAACAAACCCCCCUAAUUAUGCUUAACACUUUCAGGGGUUACAAUAAGAGUGACCACUUGGAAGAGGUUUGCCAUUAUGGUUAAUUUAUUAUUUUCCAAAGGGAGGUGCUGCAGAAUGUUUGCGAUUUACACUUUACAUAGGUCAGAGGCCAUAUAACAUACAAAGACUUUCAAAAAUGUAAAUCUGUUUGUCUAAAUGUAGUAACCAAACUUUUUUUUUUUGUAUUAUCUUUACAUGAAUGUUGUAGACUAGGCUACUCUGACACCUCUUUUCCUCUCGCAUUGUCUUCUAGGACCAGCAUUUAACUUUCUUGAUGCUCCUGUGGUUCGUGUAACAGGUGCAGAUGUUCCAAUGCCUUAUGCCAAGAUCUUGGAAGACAACUGCAUUCCUCAAGUGAAAGAUAUUAUAUUUUCUGUGAAAAAGACCCUUAAUCUAUUAUAAUUAUGUAAGAAUAAUACUCAUUGAAUGCCAGAAAAAUGUACAGCUGCUUCUGUGAUUUAUUUUAUUUCUAUUUUUUUUCCUUUCAUCCUUUUAGCAUUUUUGGGUUAACCUUGCUCUCAGCUUCUCAUGCCCAUUGUCCAUCUAUCUCCACCUUAGAAAAUGAAAGCAAAUUGUAACCCUGUGAAUGCUACUGCGGAUGUACCCGUUAGGAAUUCUGUUUUUACAUAAAAUGUGUUGCACAAUCUUUUUCUUUUAAACUAGAAAAUUAUUUCUGUGCAUGAAAUUACUCAAAAUAUGGUUCACAAUUUUUUGUAAAUGGGCCAAGUUAUGAAAAUGUAUAUUUCAGUCAUAUACAAUUACUUGUAAGUCAACAAGCCAUACAACUUCCAAUGAUUUAAAGUACACAAUGGUGAAAUUUUUUUUUUUUUUGCCCUUUCCCCCUUUUGCCUUAAACAAGGUGCAGCGUAAGUCACGUUACUCUACAUUUCAGCUUGCAUCCUAACCAUUUGACAUUUCAUAUCCAAGUAGAACAGGUACUGUAUUUAUGGCAGAACCACUUCAGUGCUCUACAAACAUAGCAGCAUGUCUGUCCUGCCUGUUAGCCACAAGCAAUAACACAAUCUGGAAUGUUCCAUUUUGUUAGCGGUGGCAUCUAAACAAAUAGUGCUGUCACACUUUUUUCUUUUUAACAUUACGAUAAAAUAGCAGAACACUUCUAGUUUACAGCCUAAAGACACUUUAAAUGCAGCUCUUUCUGUAAUAAAUUCUGAUUGUAAGUUUAUAACACUCCUUUCAAUUCCUACUUCAUGUGGAGAUUCAUGUUACAAGCGGAUAUUAAGUGGAACAUGCGUUCUCAUCGCUACACAAUCUUUCUGGUGUUUAAAUCCCUACUAAUACAUGUGGGGGAAAAUACAAUGUUUCACAGUUAAUAUCGAACCGUGUCCUCUUCUGUGUGGCAAAUAAAGUUUUUAUUCAGCCCAGUAUUUUUUGGUCAUUUACAAACGUGUGAUCAUAUACGGUAAUACAAUUUUGUAUAAAAACAGUCACACGUGGUUUGCAGCACACUGAUCUAAUUCAAAAUCCCUACUUCCCACCUGUUAUUUUAUGGUAUUUGCUGUGUCUGCACCAUAGAGGUCCUAGACAGGUGAUUGAGCCCCCAAUCUACAUCCUCUGAUAUUAUCUAUGGUUUAUGACAGGGAAGCCAUCAGACAUCCUUCUACCUCCCAUGUGAAACACACUUACUGCCUGACAGAGAAGUGGAACUACUGAAGGUUUCUGAGGCUGCAGAAUGCAUUUUUCAGGUGUGCCCCCAAUACUUUGUUCUAUAAGGUCUGGCUUUGUAAUAAAUUGAAAGCCAGACCUUUUAGGACAAAGUAUUGGGGGCACACCGGAAAAAUGCAUUCUACAUGAAUGGUGCUUCCAUAGUGACCAAUAUUCAUACAUAAUACAAAUUAAAUUAUGGAGCACACAUAAAUACACUAAUCUUAAGGCUACUUCAUUUCCCGAUCUAGUAAAACACAAUAUGGCCACAUUGUGUUAAGCCCACCACUAAAAGGGUAAGACAUUUAAACAACUACUUAUUUCCGAUAUAAAUACUAUAGUCCAGGGACAGGCAGCCUUCGGCACUGCAGAUGUUUUGGACUACAUCUCUCAUGCUUUGCCAGCAUUAUGGGAGAUGUAGUCCAAAACAUCUGGAGUGCCAAAGGUUGCCUACCCCUGCUCUAGUCCAUGUGGCAUAAUUAUCUAAAUUCCUAUUGGCAAGAUGGAUGAAUACUCCUAAGAGUGAAAAGUAAAAACUAGCAGUGAAGUAAGUUCCACAUCGAUAUUAGAGCAGGGGUGCCCAAAAGGUAGAUCCCCAGGCGUUGUAAAACUACAACACCCAUGAUGCUCUGCAUGCUAUUAGAAUGACUACCUGUUGAGUACUACUGUAUUAGAGGUAGCUUUCCCUGGAUACAAUCAGUAUAUAACACACUUGAGUAAUUUAAGGUUUGUUAAAAAAAAACACACAGCAUCAUAACCGCUAUGUUACAGUAGAGUAUAGUGCCAGAUAAGUCAAAUAAUUGAAAAAUAGUUUGGCAACCUACCUGUGUACCCCUGGGGGUCAGCUGCUGCUCUUAACCAUUGACCGUGGCAAUGCACAGACAAUCUUAGCUCAGUGGCAAAUGCUUCCAGUAGCAGGUACAAGAUAAAGUAAACUGUUAACUACUUACACUGGAAGGGUGAUCGGGCAUUCCUGGCACCAUAACCACUGCAGAAAACUAUAGUGCUUUGUCCUAUAGUCCUUUAAGAUGACUGAUGUUGACUUUAUCUACUAGCGUUGGAGACAUGAAUACAUAUGAUCCCAUUAAAGUACACUAUGGAAAACUGUUUUUGUUUGCAUUUGGAAAGUGAUUGAGGAGUGGAUAUGAGUUUUUUUUUGUAUAGACCUUUAAGAACUUAUUCAAUUAUCUUAAUACUUAUUUGCAUAUAAUUUGAAAACCAGAACAAAUUCAUGCCUUCUGUUUAUUCAUAAAAAUAAACAAAUGCUUUUGUGUACCAAGUUUUAAAGGCCCACGUGCCUUUUUGGGUGGAUCAAUUGUGAAAAUAAAAUGGCACUUACAACUGAGAACUCAGUUUAUUAUUUUAAUAAAAACUGAAUAUACAUUAUAUUACAGAGCCAGAGAACCAUCCAUAUACACACAUUCCUUCUGCCUUCUGUAAAACAGCUUAAAGUGCAAAAACAUUAAGUAAUGAAAAGCUCAGAUUUGCUAAGUGUACCAUUUGUAUUAAAUGUUAUAUACCCUACUGCUAGAUUGGAGCUCAGUAACUAUACAAAAAUGUAAACAAUUGCUGUGGGUGUAAGGUUAAUAGAACAAAGAUGUACUGAAUAACAGGCGAGGUGGUAGUGAAGGGAAGAAACAAAAAUAAGUUAUCACCAAGGGAAAAGAGCCUAGCUGACAAUACUCUGCAUUCUGAGGUUAUUAACUAGUCUUUAUUUAAGGAAAUUAAGAUAGCUAAAAUGAAAACAGACUAAUUUGUAAUUUACUUUGAAUAUCUUUACAAAUUAACGCACUGCCAUUUUUAGCCUAAUAUCUGCAAUGCGACUUUAAAGGGUUUCUUCAACCCUUACAUUGUUUUUUCAAAUUUGAAAUGCACUUUUGGGCAUUAAUCGAUGGCACUUCCCCCCCUCCUCUAAAUUGCAGUGAAUAAAGAGUUAAACUUACCCGAGUUCCAGCGCCAGGUGAAGCUCUCACUCACGCUCUCUAUGCCUCUCUGAUGUCACAGGCUUCUAGAGAAGCAUUUGAUUGGACAAUUCUUAUGGGUUCUGGGUGCAUGCCCACAUUCUGAGGCAGUGGUGGUAAUUAUUUAAAAAAAAACUUCAAAACAUAGGGAGGCUGGGAAAGGCUGCAUGGAGGGGAAAAGAAAGCAGGAAACGUACAAAUAUUUUUGCUUGAAAAAAAAUUAACUUUAGGCAUCGUGGAAAAGUCGUGUGCCGGGGAUGUAAGUAGCCCGGGCACAAAAAGUGUAAAUGUCUCUGUGUGUGCAGCACAUUCAGUCUCCGAUCUACAUGACCACUACUACAAGCAGAAGUGGUCAUGGAUGUUGGAGUAACACUUUAAAGUCAUGUUUUAGUAAAUAAACUCCCUGUUUUAUUUACUAAACAGUAAAUUGUAAAGGGCACUGCAAAAUGUAUGUAACCCUCCUUCCCUCCCCCCAAAAAAACCCACACCAAAAUGGUUAAUUGCUAAACUAGAUAUUGCUGGUAUUAGACAAGGUGAUUUCACAUUUGAAAUCAAAGAAGCUAAAUGUGAAACGUUUCCCCUGAAAUUGUCCUAAAUCUCCACUAUGUCAGUGUAGUGGAUUAUAUCCUCAACUCUGCAAUUUGCUGGUCUAUUCCCAAUUUAGUAAAUUAUCUCCAAUCUUUAAAUUUCUAAAUAAAGUGUGGUCAAGAACUACAGUGUCUGUAGCCUCUCCUAUUGGCACCACAGCUCUGCUAUAGCCCUCCUGCUUAUUAAAUGAACCCCACGGUUUUCCUGUAUUACAGCAUUCCAUGUCAACCUCUCCCCACAAUUUGUAUGCACAAAGACAUGGUCCAGUAAGGGACAAAUAAGACUAAUACAGUGACAAAAAAAUUAAGCAAUGUUAACCAUUUCUUUUAUAUUAAAGGGUCAGUCCAGGCUGAAACUCAUCUAUACAGUGCAAUAAAAAAAAUAUAGAAUAUGUUACACAUCUGCACGAACAAUUCAAAACAAUAAAACUUAGGAAGAUAUUUUGGUCUCUUUCUUCCAAUUUACAACAUUUCACCAUAAACUUUGCCCACUUCAGGAAGAAGUUUGGCAAUUUGUAAGACCCUCGUGCUGGCUUAUUGAGUCUGAACUAUUGAAUGCGUUUAACCCAAAAUUGUAAGGGCUAAAACUGGAAGAUUUGAUUAGCAGAUUUUAAAGUGAACUGUACAAUAUCAAUUCUGUUUGGAGACAGAAGUUAUCGGUUUUAUACUCAGCCCUAGAAACCUUUGUGCUUUCUGAGGAUAUGUUCAACUAUCUCUAGACACUACAGGUCAGGAGGUAUGCACAGAAUGGACGCUGAAGGGAGAGGUAGGGGGGUUGGUGGGGUAGAAUGACAAAAGAAUCAAAGUUAAAGGGAUACUCUAGAUCCCUAAAGCACUUUAGCUUGUGCCAUUUUUAUUUAUUUUUUUACAGAAAAAUGCAGAGUUCAAUAAAAGUUGCCAUUUUUUUUUAGAAAUCAAUCUUGCCUUGGCUGCAACACCACCGGUCCUGUUACUUCCCUGUUUGGUUAGCUAAGGGGAGCUAUACUCAAGAGGCAUCAAUAGCUCAGAAAACCUGCCUUGCAAAGACUUCUCACUGAGCUGCAUUGGGAAAUCUGUGAAUGGACAGCCACAAAGGCUAGGCUAUAAAUAAAUAUAUUUAUGCCAACAGUUAUAUUAUUAUUAAUGGCAUUUAUAAAGCACUUGUAUAGAAUGCAUAAAAGUCGGUGCCUGGAGUGUCCCUUUAAAAAAAUUGCUGUUGAAGUAUCAUUCACUAUGAUUUACUGCUCUUUCAAUUGCUAGAGAGCAUUCAAACAUAUUCAUUAGAAGAAAAAAAAGGCAGAUGAGAUGAAUAGAUUACAAUAAUUUAACUAUCAAGCAAUCAAAUAACAAAUGUAAUGGCACAAAUAAUUGGUUAUGUCUUAGUAUGACCACAGGUUGUGCAUUCUGAAAUGAUAUGAGCAUAGAAGUGAAUGUGACGGUUUAAGGCAGAGAAGGACAUAUUUUGUGAUUUUGAAGCCUUGCACAAAAUGGGAUGCUAUUGUCCUAAUAACCUUUGCAAUGCCAGAACGGGGAGCAAUGCCAUUUUCCUUCUUACUCUUUGGAAUUAAAGCCUUGAUUAUAAUGCAGAGACAUGUGUCGAGGAAGGAGGAGGCUGCAGGCAUUAUAUGACUAGGUUACGAAAUAGUUUUGGACCACUUAAAAUAAAAUAAAGGUGAAACACUUUGUUUAGGGGGGAAAAAAACAAUUUUCUUUACACAUCCCUUCCCUUUAAAGCUCGUUAUCUAAAUUCCAGUUAAUUAUUAUUUUUUUUAUAUAUAUAUAUUUAUGUUAUGUAUGUGGAUUUGUUUAGUCAAAAUUGGGGAGCAGUAUAACAAAAUCACUGCCAGAAAUAAUUCAGUUGUCCAAAAUUACAGCAAAAAAAGUGCUUUGGCUACGUUCGGUUUCAGCUAAUCCGGGCAACACUGUGAUCAUUUGUCACUGCCUUCUUCAGAACUCCCUUGCUGAAGUUUUGAAUGGAGCUGAGUAAGGCUACUCGGUCUCUACCAUUCACAGACGGGUUGGCUGGUUCUGUUGGCACAUCCUUUCUUAUAGGAGGAGGAGGGGGAGCAGCAGGUGGAGGCGGAGAUGCUGGUAUCAGAACAGUUGAAUUUCCUAUGCAAUAAACAAUAAUUAAUUAGUUAAUAUUCACAAAUAGUAAGUCUCAUUUACUUAUAAGCUUGUUUACUAAAAGCAUGCAUCUUUGGGAGGGGGGGGGGACAAACCUGCAUUUGCUGGGAAAAUAAAACUCUGUCAAAAUACAUUUACCAGACCUUUUGGAACAAUAAAUCAAGAAAACUUAAGCCUAAAGAAAAUGUAAUAAUCCCACAUAUAUAGUUUGUUGUAUAGUGUAUGUCCCCUACAUGAGCUUAGUCAGAAAAUCUAAACACAAUUGGAUGGCUGCACAUUCAUGAAUUGAGCAAAUUACUUUACUGGCUUCAUUAAUCUUCAACCUAUCGUUCCUGUAAGUUUUCUUGUAAUUGUUCUAUUUAUAGUUACAUCCCCCCUCUCAUGAUACUGUAAAGCGCUGCGGAAUCUGUUGGCGCUAUAUAAAUGGCAAUAAUAAUAAUUAAACUCUGAGUUCUAGAAAAUUUUAAUGUGAAGUGUAGGGUUAAAAACAUAUUUAAAAACUAAAUAAAAAUCCAACUGAGAAAUCGCCAUGGAGUCCUUGGCGAUUUUCACCUACAUUUGCCUUUUAGAUCUCAAAUAGCUGCAUUUUAAGGUGUAACCAAUAAACCCCUGAAUUACAAUUAUGGGUCCAAUGCAUAUUUACUCUGUGAAUAUAGGAUUUUGCAUGGAUUGGAUCUUUUGGCUAUUCAAGGACCAAAGCAAGAAGAGAGGGAAACAGCCUCUGUGAGUUGAUCCAAGAAGAGCAAUAUAAAUGCUUAUUAUUAUUAUUGGUAUUUAUAUAGCGCCACCUAUUGGUACUGUUGACAGUUGACUCCAUCAUUCUAAAGCCAUUAGAAGAAAAAUUUAAUAAAAUAUACAAUAUUACAAUAUUUAGACUGCUAGAAUUAGAGGAGAAAGAGGACCACGGGAACGAAACUGGUUAAAUUAAAUUUGGGGUAUUCUGCUACGGUGGCAAAUGUUUAGAGAGGAAAAAUAAAUCUGUUAUACAUGGAGUUUCUGUAUCUUUUACUUGGCAUGCAGUAAAAGAUGGCACUGUUUAUAAUAUACAGUGAAUAAUGUCAUCACAUGUUUAACACAAAAACAUAACACAUUAUGUAAAAUCCUGUUAGCACAUUAAGUGACUUGGUGCUGUCAGUACUUGUGAUCUGUAACGUACAGAAUUCUUGGUAUGCGAUUCUGGAGAGUAUUCAAAGUAUCUCUUUAAAGUAAAAUACAAUGAUAUUGUACUAGCCAGAUGUGUUGCAAUAUCUAUUAAACAUAGCAAAACAUACAGUUGCAGUAAUAAACAUUUAGGAUUCAUGCAUGAUUUGUACAAAAUGAGAUGAAAAAUUACCAAAAAUGAAAUAAAAAUAAAAUAAAAAUUAUAAGUUAGUAAUGGCCACUUUGGGAAGGUGUAGGUAAUAACAUUAAAUGUAAUGCCAGUGUAUUGGCACAGACCAAACUGAUGAGGGAGUGACCAAGCCAUGUGUGAAUCAACGCAAUAUAAUAUACACUAAUUAUAACAUGAGCACUAAAAGGGCCUGGCUCAGUCGCAUGUUCUUCUUCAAAGAGCUUCCAUUAACACUUAAUUAACAGCUAAAACAUUAAAAAAUAAACUGAAAUCUAAACUGAUAACUGGACGUUGAAAAUCUCUGAUUCUAGGUUGCUGGAUAAUCCCCCUAGACAAUGAGAGGGAUCAUUAAUACCUCACUUAUUCUGAUAACAUGGAAUGGUGAAACCCAAAGCAAUGGAUCAGAGCGAAUGUAUUGUAUACAUCCUCUUACACCAUCAAUACAUUUCCGCCUCUAUAAUAACUGUGCAAAUAUUGAUUUCUUAUAAUCUGCAAUUUCAUUCUAGCUGGUCACUUUAGAUUAUAUAUUGCCAGCUAAUGAUAUCUAUUUCCAGAAAAGAAAACAGUGGAUCAAAAGAGUAAACUGCAUCUCAGAUCUUCGUAUUUAAAUCAAAGUGAGCAAUUCACAAAAAAUGGUCACUAGUGAUGUCCCGAACGGUUCGCUGAACGGUUCGCCACGGACUCAUCAUUGAGUAAAAUUUGACCCUGUACCUCACAGUCAGCA
This is a messenger RNA of Pelobates cultripes (western spadefoot toad), 16237 nucleotides long. The record is from the annotation of a GenBank genome assembly. NCBI's taxonomy places the organism in Eukaryota, Metazoa, Chordata, Amphibia, Anura, Pelobatidae.